This is a messenger RNA of Oldenlandia corymbosa var. corymbosa, 2124 nucleotides long. Lineage: Eukaryota; Viridiplantae; Streptophyta; Magnoliopsida; Gentianales; Rubiaceae. The record is from the annotation of a GenBank genome assembly.
AUGAAGUCUCUCAGUAAUGAUAACAACAACAACAACUGCAGCCAGAACUGGUUGGGUUUUUCUUUGUCUCCUCAAAUGAACAAUAUGGAGGAAGGCACAACUGACCAUCAUCAUCCUCAACCUCUGCAUUGUACUACUCAUAAUAAUGCAGUUUCUUCUAGUUCAGUCCAGUUAAGCUUUUCGCAUCCAUCUCCUCAUUUUAACUACUCUGGGAUUUACUGUGGAAUGGAAGGUGACAACCAUGCUGAAGCUGGAUUCUACCCAUCACUGACUGUGAUGCCACUCAAGUCUGAUGGUUCAUUGUGCAUAAUGGAGGCCAUGAAUAGGUCUCAACCACAAGGUAUGGCUAGUAGUAGUUCAACUUCAACUCCAAAGCUUGAAAAUUUCUUCGGGGGAACAACAAUGGGGACCCAUCAUUAUGAAGCAGCAGCAGCAGCAGCUGGUGAAAGAGGAGGGCCUAAUGCAAUGGCUCUCAGCCUUGACAGCAUGUACUACCAUCAAACUCUGAACCAUCAUCACGAGCCCAACAGUCAAGAUUUCUUCAACAGCUCCAGGCAACAUCAAAUUCAGGUUCAACAAUAUGCAGGGUACUCUGCAUUCAGAGGCAACAAUGGAUUUCACCAGACUUCACAGGAUCAGGGAAACAAGGAAGCUGAGCCUGGUGCACCGACCAAUCUUGCGCUGCCGGCUUUGCCGAAUAAUGACCCUUCUGGAUUGAAGAAUUGGGGGCCGAGGAACUACUUAACUGAUCAGGGGAGUUUGGAGCAGAAGUUGAUUGGAUGCAUAGUGGAAAAUGGUGGGGAAUCUGGUUGCAUUAGUGCUGCAAUUGGGUAUGGAGAUUUGCAGUCUCUGAGCUUGUCAAUGAGCCCGGGUUCCCAAUCUAGUUGUGUUACUGGUUCACAUUCCCAGCAAAUUUCUCCCACCGUGACCGAGUGUGUGGCUACUGAGAACAAGAAACGAGGGCCUGAAAAGUCCGAUCAGAAGCAAAUUGUUCACAGGAAGUCUAUUGAUACAUUUGGGCAGAGAACCUCACAAUACAGAGGUGUAACAAGGCACAGAUGGACUGGAAGAUAUGAAGCUCAUCUCUGGGACAACAGCUGUAAAAAAGAAGGGCAGAGCAGAAAAGGAAGGCAAGGUGGUUAUGAUAUGGAAGAAAAAGCUGCGAGGGCUUAUGAUUUGGCAGCUCUCAAGUAUUGGGGUCCUUCGACUCACAUCAACUUCCCUCUGGAAAACUACCAACAAGAAGUCGAAGAAAUGAAGAACAUGUCAAGGCAAGAAUAUGUUGCUCACUUGAGGAGGAAAAGCAGUGGAUUUUCAAGAGGAGCUUCCAUUUACAGAGGAGUUACGAGACAUCAUCAACAUGGUCGAUGGCAAGCUAGGAUUGGCAGAGUGGCCGGAAACAAAGACCUUUACUUGGGAACAUUCACCACGCAAGAGGAAGCUGCAGAGGCUUAUGAUGUAGCCGCAAUCAAGUUUCGAGGCGUAAAUGCUGUAACCAAUUUCGACAUAUCUAGGUAUGAUGUAGAAAGGAUCAUGGCAAGCAAUACCCUUCUUGCAGGUGAUCUGGCGCGCCGGAAUAAAAACCUAGAAUCGAGUAAUAAUGAGAUAUCAGUUCAUGAGAACCCUUCGAAUCCCAACCCGAAAGAGGAAGCAGCCAAUGUGACAAGGGAAAACAAUGACAAUGCAUUGGAUUGGAGUAUGGCACUUCAUCAGUUUUCUCAGCCUCUUCAAAAGCCAAAUCCUCUGGUUGAAGGUUUCAGGACUUCUUCAAACAAUUACCCUAUGGCCAUCAAUGCAUUGAUGGGAAUAGAAACACUUGAUCAUCACAAUGCUCAUCAUCAUCAUCAGCAAGAGUUUGCUGCAGGAUCAGGCAAAAUGAUUGCUCACUUUUCGGAAGCCUCUUCGCUAGUGACGAGCGUGAGCUGUUCCAGAGAAGGCAGCCCUGAUAAAAACAAUAAUCUCCAAGUGCAUUUCGCAAUGCCUCAAGCAGCCAUAGCAUCAUCUUCCUCCAAUUCCAAGUUGCACUCGGCUCGUUCGCCUCCUCAUUUGCCGAAUUCUUGGAUUUCAACAGCUCAGCUGAGGCCUCAUGUUCCUAUUUUUGCUUCAUGGACAGAUGCAUCAUGA